Molecule: messenger RNA, 2228 nt
Organism: Carlito syrichta (Philippine tarsier)
Lineage: Eukaryota; Metazoa; Chordata; Mammalia; Primates; Tarsiidae
Gene: TNFSF13
Product: TNF superfamily member 13
Exons: 5
Coding region: 769-1479 (236 amino acids)
Biological process (GO): positive regulation of isotype switching to IgA isotypes; immune response
Cellular component (GO): membrane
Molecular function (GO): receptor ligand activity; tumor necrosis factor receptor binding
Source: RefSeq, a predicted model, not a curated record
GGGGCUCAGAGUCUGUAGGUACCCAGGAACCCGGGCCCCUGGGCGGAAUCCUGCAGCAGCUGGGGGGCUUGGGGCUGCCUCUUUGUCUCUUCAUCCAGAGCCUUAUGUAAGAGCUUUUCUUGGGAAACAGGAAGUGCUGCUUGCCAAGUUCAGCAGGGAGUAGUGCAGGCCUUAUUCCAACACACCCAGCCCAGGCUUAACCCCAGAGCUCAGCCAGUUUCUUGCUUCAGUGCCCCUGGUUCUCCUGCCCACUAGCCCCCAACCCCUCCUUUCCCACAUUCAGUCACCCCUGGCAAAUUGCCCUAGAGGUCUCUCCUGUCCCUGAGCCAGAGGGUCUUCUGCCCUCACCCGACCCUGGCCACUGCCCAGCUUGGCCCCCCAUCCUGCUCCUGGCACCAUGCCCCACAGCCAGCCAACCUUCCCUCCCCCAACUCUGGGACUGUCCCAGGGUUCCUGCACACUGGUCGCUCCUCCUGGGUGUCACUAGCAGCCCUGUCCUUCUUAGAGGGACUGGCACCUAAUUCUCCUGAGGCUGUGGGAGGGCGGGGGUCUCAAGGCAACCACUGGUACCACAUGGGGUGCCAGGAGCACUGAUAGUACCCCUAGCUUGUUUUUCUCUCCCUCCUUUUUAUUCUCAAGUUCCUUUUUAUUUCUCCCUUGCGUAACACUCUUCUUCCCUUCUGCACCACUGCCUGCACCCCCACACUCUCUGCUACCUCCUUGCCACCCCACUCCUGAGGCCACAGCUGUUGGCAGGGUCCCCAGCUCAUGCCAGCUUCAUCUUCUUUCUUGCUAGCCCCCAAAGGGUCCCCAGGUGACAUGGGGGGUCCAGUCCGAGAGCCGGCACUCUCAGUUGCCCUCUGGUUGAGUUGGGGGGCGGCUCUGGGGGCUGUGGCUUGUGCCAUGGCUCUGCUGACCCAACAAACAGAGCUGCAAAGCCUAAGGAGAGAGGUGAGUCGGCUGCAGAGGACUGGAGGGCCUUCCCAGAAAGGGGAAGGGUAUCCCUGGCAGAGCCUCCGGGAGCAGAGUCUUGAUGCCAUGGAAGCCUGGGAGAAUGGGGAGAGAUCUCGGAAAAGGAGAUCAGUGCUCACCCAGAAACAGAAACCCAAGAAGGACUCUGAUGUGACAGAGGUGAUGUGGCAACCAGCCCUUAGGCGCGGGAGAGGUCUGGAAGCCCAAGGAUAUGUAGUCCGAGUCCAGGAUGCUGGAAUUUAUCUGCUGUACAGUCAGGUCCUGUUUCAUGACGUGACUUUCACCAUGGGUCAAGUGAUGUCUCGGGAAAGCCAGGGAAGGCAGGAGACUCUAUUUCGAUGUAUACGAAGUAUGCCCUCUAACCCAGACCGGGCCUACAAUAGCUGCUAUAGUGCAGGUGUCUUCCAUUUACACCAAGGGGAUAUUCUGAGUGUCAUAAUUCCCCGGGCAAGGGCGAAACUUAGCCUCUCUCCACAUGGAACCUUCCUGGGGUUUGUGAAACUGUGAUUGUGUUAUAAAAGGUGGCUCUCAGCUUGGAAGACCAGGGUGGGUACAUACUGGGAACAGCCAAGAGCUGCCUAGCUAGACAAAGGACAGGGAAUGGGCAGGAACAGAGGUCUCUUCCAGGGUUUAACUCUCCUUUCCUUCGUUUUCCCUUUCCAUUCCUACCCCCCUAGACUUUGAUUUCAUAGAUAUCUUGCUUUUGUCCCCCAUCCAGUCCUAAAUUCUUGUGUAGGUUAGGGUGGGGGGUGGGUGCCAGGCAUUGUCCAGAACUGCCAUGGGUCCACUGGAAUGCAUCCAGAACAGCACCACCAUCUAGCGGCGGUUUGAGGGAAUCACUCUGCCGACUGGCAGAAGUCCACGAAGCUUGGGAAAACCCUCGUUCCCUAUGCCACACCUAUCUGCAGGUACCCUCUGCCUCUUCACUCCACAAGAAGCCUUAUCCUCAUUUCCUUCUCUCCAUCUACGGAGCUCCAGUUUCCACCACUAUCCCCAGAAAUGUAAUCUAUUAUGCGUCCCUCCGCAGGCGGUGCCCAAUGACGACGAUGGUUCCUUUGCAGCUACAUUACUCUUUGGGUCCCAAGGUUUGCCUUUCAUGCUCUUACUCCCCUGGCAUGGAAGGCCACUCCAAGCCCCUCUGGGCUGGGAUUGGUCUCCGAAAAGCCUUGGAUGAAACGUACGUCCUGACGUUGGUCUUGCUACACGCCUCUGAGCUCUCUUUUCUGCUCAAGCCCCGCUUAAAGUUAAAUAAUAAU